Molecule: messenger RNA, 3376 nt
Organism: Clupea harengus (Atlantic herring)
Lineage: Eukaryota; Metazoa; Chordata; Actinopteri; Clupeiformes; Clupeidae
Gene: snx18b
Product: sorting nexin 18b
Biological process (GO): cleavage furrow formation; mitotic cell cycle; endosomal transport
Cellular component (GO): plasma membrane; cytoplasmic vesicle
Molecular function (GO): protein binding; phosphatidylinositol binding
Source: RefSeq, a predicted model, not a curated record
UUGCAACUAACACUUUGGGUGACCAGACAAGAAGAUUAUAUAAAUAUAAACUUAAUUACAAAAUUAGGCUACUAUUAUUAUACCAAUGCAGUCUUGACCUUUGACACAUAACAUGUAACACCAUCUGACCAGAGGAAAAAAGCUCAGACUCCCAUUCCAAAUAACUUGCACAUUUUCAUUAUGUCUUUUUGCAUGACAUGCUGAAUAACAGUGAAGUCAAAGGUUUAACAUGACUUUUACAAAUUUGGCCACAUUAGGCUUCUUUUUACAUCUAGCAUGUACUCACUGCAAAACAAGUCCGUUGAGCACCAUAAGUUUCACAAUGCAUCAAAACAUAUAAUUUCUGUCCAGAAAGAAAAGACGAUCUGUACUCUCUGUUUAAUUGUUCCGAUUGGCUCCACCCACGAGUUGUCGGGCUAGUUAGAAUACGUAUGACUGAUACUGUUGCCGUUCCGAAGCAUCUGGAACUCGAGUUCGAACGCCUGGCCUCAGCAAAAUUCUUUGGACAUACCCCAAACUCCAUAAGCAGGCCUAUUUGAGUCAAUCAUUUUUGGUUCUUUCUUUUUUUAAAUCCACUGACAGCAAAGAGGACAAAAACAACGUACACGAAGCAGGAUACGCUGUAUGGUACGUGGGUUGUAAGGUACUGUUACGAGUGUUGUUCAGAGUCUGUUCGCCACGGUUCUGCCCGUCUGCGGCUAAGCCUAUAGUAUGGCGCUCAGAGCGAAAGCUUUGUAUGAUUUCAAUGCCGAAAACCCAGGAGAGAUAUCAGUAAGAGAAAACGAACUUUUAACUUUAUACAGCGAAGAAGUUGUCGAAGGAUGGUUAGAGGGAACUAAUGCCAGGGGGGAGACCGGACUCUUCCCAGCCUCAUACGUGGAAAUUCUGAGCAGUCAUCUCGACGCAAAUAUUUCGCAGAACAACAACGGCACAUCUGGAGAUGGGUAUUAUGGAGACCAUUCUACAAGUAGCCACGAAAGUCACCCCGUCGAAGUACCGAAGACCUCCACCCCCACUCAUUCGGCUUCUUAUCCUGCACAAGCACCCCAAAGGCACAGUUAUCAGACCAGUCAAGGGAGCGACGACGACUGGGACGAUGACUGGGAUGACAGUUCAACAGUGGCAGACGAGCCAUCCGUCAGUCGGAAUAAAGAUGGACAAUCUGGAUAUUCAUUAAAUACCUCACCACGUUCGCAACAGCAAAAAGGCUCGGCAACUGUGGGUAGAAAUCUCAACAGAUUCUCAACUUUUGUGAAAUCUGGAGGAGAGGCAUUCCUACUGGGUGAAGCAUCUGGAUUUGUCAAAGAUGGUGACAAGAUCUUUGUUGUCAUGGGUGACUGUGGCCCGGAGUGGCAAGAGAACCCUUAUCCGUUCUCAUGCAGCAUCGAUGACCCCACAAAGCAGUCCAAAUUCAAAGGGAUGAAAACUUACAUGUCUUACAAGCUUACUCCAAGUCACACACAAAGCCAGGUACAGAGGAGGUAUAAGCACUUUGAUUGGCUGUAUGCACGGCUGGUGGAAAAGUUUCCAGUUAUCUCAGUCCCGCAUCUACCCGAGAAGCAAGCUGCCGGCCGCUUUGAGGUGGACUUCAUUUCUAAGCGACGGAAAGGACUCAUAUGGUGGAUGAAUCACAUGACGAGUCACCCAGUCUUGUCCAGGUGUGAUGUUUUCCAGCAUUUUCUCACCUGCUGCAGCACCGACGAAAAGGCAUGGAAGCAAGGGAAAAGAAAGGCAGAGAAAGACGACAUGGUCGGUGCCAACUUCUUCCUCACCAUCAGUCCGCCCGCUGCCCCUCUCGACCUGCAAGAUGUGGAGAGCAAGGUGGAGGUGUUCAAGACGUUCACCAAAAAGAUGGACGAAAACCUCAUCCAGGUCAAUGUCACCAUAAACGAAUUUGCCAGGAAACAAAUCACCGGGUUCAAGAAGGAGUACCAGAGAGUUGGCCAGUCCUUUCGACUGCUCAGUCAAGCGUUUGAGCUGGACCAGCAGCCGUAUUCGGUGCCCCUCAAUCAAGCCAUUGCCUUCACAGGAGAGGCCUAUGAGGUCAUUGGAGACUAUUUCGCAGACCAGCCUCGUCAGGAUAUUGACCCUAUCGCAGACCUUUUAGCCAUUUAUCAAGGACACCUCACCAACUUCCCAGACAUCAUCCAUGUCCAGAAAGGGGCUCUUACCAAGGUGAAGGAGUGCCAGCACGGGGCCGCGGACGGCGGCGUCGGCGAGCGCUGCAACAUCAUCUCCUGCGCCACGCUGGCCGAGAUCCAGCACUUCCACCGCACGCGCGUGCGCGACUUCAAGGGCCAGAUGCAGCACUACCUGCUGCAGCAGAUCAGCUUCUUCCAGAGGAUCACCGGCAAGCUGGAGGAGGCCCUCCACAUGUACGACCAGGCCUAGCGGGGGGGCCCACCAAUCAGGGCACGCCACUGGAAGGCCAGGACGCGGUGGUGGCGGGCGGGGGCACCAUCAGUAUGACACCAUUUUCAAACAGCUGGGUGCCAGUCUGGCCGGAGUGAACAGAAGCAUAAAGUGCACAGACGGCUCACAGUCUGUCAGGGUGUUAUUGACUGAUGGGUAUUGACUGAUGGAAUAAGUAAUCGAAUAUGUGGGCCCCAGUGGUACGAGCCACCAAGAGCACAUUACUCUCCAGGGUAGGCUAUGUUGAGUAUUCUCUAGCAUGUAGAUGAAUUUAGUUUUGUUUACUAACGUUGCGGUUUUUCAUACAAGUUAACCCCGCGGACGUUUUCUGAAAGACCAGAUGAUUGAUUUGACAUUUGAAAGGACAUAACUAGUCUCAAUUCAUGUGUCUAACUCCUUACUGUCAUUCAUCGGCCUUUAAUUGUUUGAAUGUACUUGUACUGCCCGAGAUGUCCACCAGGUGCACUGAACUUUACCCUUUUGUAUCCGUUGUGCCUUUCCACUGAUUUCAAUGAUAAUGAUUCCUUCUGAAUGGGCAGUAGUAUAGAAUGAAGAUUGUAAGGAUGUGUGUGUCUUUACUCUACAGAUUAUGGCAGUGGUUCCCAAAGUGUGGGGCGGUCGCCCCCCACCCCCCACCCCCCACUCCAGGGGAGGGCGAGUUGAGGGUGAAAUCUAAACAACCAGCUACAGGUCAACUUUUGUAUGGCAGUGCUCUUACAGCAUUGUAACCUAUAAGGAACCUAUUUGGUGAUGAGUUUAUAGCCUACUUUUUACUUGUUGAAUAUGGUCAGGGCCUUCCAAAGUUAUAUGUUAGAAGGGAUAGCUAGCCUAAUUGUUAAUACAACAGACAUAUGUUAUGAACAUGUUCAGGACGGAUCACCCAGUGAGAAGUUAAAGUUGUUUCAAUGUUUUGAUCAAGAGCUCUGCUCAAAUUAAAUAAAAAGAAAAUGUCUAACUGCUAAAA